Molecule: messenger RNA, 1464 nt
Organism: Oncorhynchus keta (chum salmon)
Lineage: Eukaryota; Metazoa; Chordata; Actinopteri; Salmoniformes; Salmonidae
Exons: 2
Coding region: 1-930 (309 amino acids)
Source: RefSeq, a predicted model, not a curated record
AUGACCGCCAAGUGUGUCUUUUACAUGGACGACGUCAACAUUUUAUGUACCGACCUUUUAUCCGUCGUCAGGACUCUGGACAGGACUGACUGGUACGGACGAGCCUCUGGGGCGAGACUGAACAGAGACAAGACAGAGGCCCAAUUCUGCGGACCGUGGGCAGACCCAGACUUGACCAGACUACCUCUGACAGUUAAACUGACGGACAUAAGGGUACUAGGGGUAAAGUUUGACCGGGGGGGAGGAGGGAGCGGGAGGUGGUCAAGAGGCCCAGGUCCAAGGGGGGGGAAAGGCUUGCCUGACCUCUACUUGUUCCUGGGCAGCCGCUACACAGCGUUACAUCUGACUAUUGCCACCUCCCCGGUCAACAACAAGACUCAGGCCCUCGCACGGUUCUGGCUGGGAUCUUACCUCAGGACUCUGAGGCUGAUCCCAGUCGACCUGCGAGCCCCAGUCUCUUUCCUGCUACCUCCGCCCUACAUCCAGCUCCAGAAGUUUUUAAGACAUUUUAAACUGGAAAAAGAAACAGUCACGGUCUUAACAAAACACCGCUCUCUUCUCUCUCUUGUGCAGGAUCAGGAACCAGUAUGUCCAGUGCGCGGGCUCGCUCUAGGUGAGCCCACAACGGUUUGGCGCAACGUGGCCCAUCCUGCUCUCCUGAAUCGGCAUCGGGACCUGUCCUGGAUGGUCGCCCACGAGAUCCUCCCGGUCAGGGCAGUUAUGCACUCACAGGGCAUGGCGAGGACAUCCGCGUGCCCCCGACCAGGCUGCGGCCAAGAAGAGUCGGUGAGGCACAUGCUCUGGGAGUGCAGAGCCGCCAGGGACCUGUGGAAGGAAGCAGGCCCCCUGAUCUCCUUGUGUCUGCCAGCAGGGGAGGACCUAACACCUCAGCUCGUGCUGUAUGAAGGAAGCACUGUGGUCCUCCCGUAACCUGCUGGUAGCGAAAAACGUAGAGACCACCCCCCAGGCAGUGGCCAUGGUAGCCACAGAAGCCCUGGGGUGGUACGAAAGGAAGGGGGCCUCGACCCCAGGCGAAGGGUCCCCCACAACACCCUAGGUCCCGGCGGCCACAGCCUGACAGCGCUGCGGCGCCUAGGGCGAUGUGCCUAGAGGAGGGAUCUCCUCUGGGCCCCGAAGGACGGGACGAUGAUCCAUUCAGAAGAGCAGGAUGAGGUGAGCUUGAUAAAGACUCACCCCGCUCCUGUACAAGGGACUGAAGACAGCUUUUUAACAAAGUGGCUUUUUAACAUGUUUUUCAUGUCUUAAAAAUGUUUAACCUUUGUUAGAUCAUUAGUACACAUUUUAAAUGGCUUCUACAGAUUCGAUGUUUUUACAAGGAAAGUACUUUUAUUCAUGGUUGUUUUCAUUGGUUUUAACAUGUACUUUUUAACUAAUUUAAAUGUAACUUUCAAAUGCUGUGUUUUAUGCUUUGUUGCCGUUUUUAUGUGAUGUAAAAAAAUGUAU